UUUUCCAAUAAUCAAUUCAGUAUUUCAUUCUUGAGGGGUACGCCUUACUUAAUUUGACUUUAAAACCGUGACGGUUUUUCCAGUCAGCUUUGAACGCUUGUAACCAUCAAACAACGAACUCCUAAGGUGGUGAAGUUGACUAAACUUUAUCAAAAAUUUAUUAAAUCGUCUUAGUAAUGAAUGUCUUUUGACACUUCAUAACCUGUAUUUUAAAACGCUUCGCCACUAGACUACGAGUAGUCCCUCUUUCACUUAGUCCGUCGCACGUGACGGACUAAGCAAAAGAGGGACUACUCCGGCGUAGUCUAUUUCAUGACCACCUCCCGUUUAUAACACCACACAAAAACCCUUCCGAAGUUGUAUACCCCAUGAGUUAUAAUGCGGAAUUUUGUUGCAUACCAGUAGCUACAAGAAGCCUGGACCAAAUUUUACAAUGUAAGUGCUGUUUGAUACUGAGUGUAAGCUGUAUGUUGUAAACAUUUACCAUCUUCCUUAUGCUUGUAAAUUUACUAAAUGUACGCGUUUCUAUCAUUACUUAUAGAGAGAAGUUCAAGAGCUAUGUCAGCAAUCAAUGCUGCCAUGAAUUUGUGGAAAACUCAAACGUGUGUGCGGUUCAAGAAAAGGACAACUGAGAGCGCUUAUGCCUACUUUCACAUUGGCUCAGGAUGCACGUCAUAUGUGGGACGGACAGGAAGAAGACAGAUGGUUUCCCUUGCCAGAGGAUGCUGGUACACGCACACUGUUGCACAUGAGAUUGGUCAUGCUCUGGGAUUCUAUCAUGAACAGUCCCGUCCUGAUCGCGACGAUUACGUGAUAAUCAACUGGCAGAACAUUCAGCAGGGUAGGUAUAAAAACAUAGUAAACAUAGUCCCGUGUAUAAAUGUUGAAUGAUCGCUACGAGUAACUCCACCUGCUCUCGUACAUGCAAUUAGAGAAAAACGAGCAAGAAGUGAUUCACUCGUCACGAACGUUAUUUUUACGUUUGUAUGCCGAACCCACCACUACAUGGCCGGGUUGUUCGAGAGGUGGAUAACACAAUCCACCGGAUAAAUCACUUUGCAGCGGAUAGCGUGGUUGGUUUAGUUAAAACGUGUCCAUUGGAUAGCGAUUUAUCCGAAUGAUAGCGUUACGCAGCCUUAAAAACAACUGGGACAACUACAGCAAGUGAAAGUCUAACUACGAUAAGUAUAGUUGUUGUAAUUAAUUAGAAAAUUUGCACAGGCUCUCAUUACCAACUAAACAGAUUUUGAACAGUGGGGAUAAGAAUAAUGAGAUUUGAAAAACCUCAAAUAGGCUGAUCAUGAAUGCCAAAUGGUAGGCAAAAAAGU
Orbicella faveolata is the source of this 1328-nucleotide messenger RNA. Its product is annotated as blastula protease 10-like. NCBI's taxonomy places the organism in Eukaryota, Metazoa, Cnidaria, Anthozoa, Scleractinia, Merulinidae. Gene Ontology annotation, molecular function: zinc ion binding; metalloendopeptidase activity. Gene Ontology annotation, biological process: proteolysis. The record is from RefSeq and is a predicted model, not a curated record.